This is a messenger RNA of Camelina sativa (false flax), 2241 nucleotides long. Lineage: Eukaryota; Viridiplantae; Streptophyta; Magnoliopsida; Brassicales; Brassicaceae. The record is from RefSeq and is a predicted model, not a curated record.
UUGACCCAGUUCUCUGGCUUAUCCUUCACGCCAUUCUCUCUAAAUCUCUCUAAAUCUUUUUCUCUCUCUCGGUCGCCUCCUCCCCCUUACGCCGAUCGUCCUUUCCUCCGUCGAGUCUUUUUCUCUCUCUCUCUGUCUCUCCACGGGUACGAUUUUAUUCUCUGAUUCUAGUUCUGGUCGAUGUUGAUUUUGUGAUUCCUCUCUGAUUUUUUCCGAUCUAGUCGUCGUUGUCGUUUACCUUUUUUUCAAUUCCUGAAAUGGGUUUCUCUGUCUCUUUUGAUUCUGUUCGUGUAAUCAGUUUUUAGGGCGUUUACAUCGUCUAAGCUUAGAUCCCUGAAAAAUUCUGUCUUUAUGAUGAUUUGAUACUUUAAGAGUUGAUGAGUUGCCUCCUUUGUGUAUUUGUCUUGGUUGGGGUGUAGUUGAAAUCUUCUUCUUCUUUUUUUUGUUUUUGGUGUCAAUGUCUCAAUAACAGGCUUUACGUUGUACACCAGAUGUCUGUUGAUCUCUGCAAGAAGGAUCCAUCUUUUCUUUGGUGUGACUGUGGUUAUAUGAGCAGGGGGAGGUUGUGGUGUUUUCAGAUAAUCUUGUUUAGGCACUGGACUUGACCUUCGUCACCUCUUCUUCUCUCUCUCUCUUCUUUAUUUUCUCUAUUUCUUCUUGGCUUCUUUGGAUUUUUUUCUGUCUAGUUUGAUUACAAAUCACUCGCUUGUGUUCGUACUGUUUACUUUGAACUUGAAGACUUAAGCUUUUCUGUGCAAGCCUCUCACUUUUACUGGUGAGGAGUUUACAGAAGAUUGUGCAAAGUUUUCCCCUUUGGAUUCGCCAAUGGGGAAAACUAAGUUGGCUCCUGGAUUUCGUUUCCACCCGACUGAUGUUGAACUCGUGAGAUAUUACUUGAAGAGGAAAAUACUUGGGAAGAAGCUCAUUGUUGAUGCUAUUGCUGAUGUUGACAUUUACAAGUUUGAACCCCCUGAUUUACCUGAUAUGUCUUAUAUCAAAGGUGGGGAUCUUAAGUGGCACUUCUUCUGCCCGAGGGAAAAGAAGUAUGCUAGCGGGGUUAGGGCAAACCGUGCAACUGACUGUGGUUACUGGAAGACCACUGGGAAGGAGAGACCUGUUCUGUGCAAUUCUGAAGUUGUGGGGAAAAUUAAAACUCUGGUUUAUCACUUUGGAAAGUCGCCUCGCGGGGAGCGCACUGAUUGGGUUAUGCAUGAAUACAGGCUUGAAGACAAGGCACUGACGCAGAUGAAUGUUCCUCAGGAUACUUAUGUGGUGUGCGUUCUGUUUAAAAAAGAUGGACCAGGACCUAGAAAUGGUGCCCAAUAUGGAGCUCCAUUUAGAGAAGAGGACUGGAGCGAUGAGGAAGAACGUACUGAUGUUCCUACGACGAGCAAUGCCACAAUCUUUCAUGAGCCUAGCAAAGAAACCAGUCUGGCUGUGACUGUCGCAGAUGACCCCAACAAGGAUUGCUUCGGUGGCAUGAUAUCAGAAUCGUGUGUCUCCGAUUUCCUACCAACUACAACUAAUACCACCAGCAAACUUCCAGAUCCAAGUGAUGCAGCUAACGCUACUAUGUCUGUUACACCUCUGGCAGAGACCUUACAGACCCCCGACAACAACAAUGAUGACUUAUAUGCAAUGUUGGAUCUAUUUGAUGAUGACGAAGAAUUCUUGGGGUUCCCCAAUGAGGCAAUACAUGACCCCGGUGUCUCAGCUCCGGUUUCCUUAGAAGGCAUUUUCAACGGAUUACCAGACCUGGGCGAUAUGCAAAACAACAUGCCAAGGACGUCCACGUACGACCUAAUUGAAAACUCGGAGUUAUACUUAGAGCUACAAGAUCUCACUGCUCCAUUACUACCUCCUCUGACUGCUCCAUUAAAUCCACAAACUGGGAAUGUCAAUGACUCGAGAAGCUCCUAUCUGUAUAAUCAAGGCCACUUUGACUUCUCUGCUGCUAAUGAUGAUGAUCCUUAUGGCUUUUCUGCUAACAUGAGACAUGGACCAGACUCUGGAAAAAGAUGAAAACUUCUUCUGCCCCAGGUCGGUCUGCUUCAACAAAUCAACAGAUGCUCAUCAGAGAGAAGAAAAGAAGCACCCACCACCUUUGUUUAUUCAAUUUCUGGACUUUUCUUGUCUUUGAAUUAGUAAACCUCUCAAUCUGUCGACAUUUCUCUAUGUCUUCCUUCGCUUGCCGUAUUUAUUAACAUUUUCAACAUUUUUUGCAACUUGCUUCUUUUGUUA